This is a messenger RNA of Coregonus sp. 'balchen', 14129 nucleotides long. The record is from the annotation of a GenBank genome assembly. NCBI's taxonomy places the organism in Eukaryota, Metazoa, Chordata, Actinopteri, Salmoniformes, Salmonidae.
AUGCUGUGAGACAUUAUAUUAUUGUUAUAUGCUUGCAUUACUUACUUAAUUAUCAUUACUUAGAUAUUCAUAAUUCGUAUACCUUGUACAUAGAAAGCAAGUGUCCAGAUGAAGAUGGUGAACUUUCAGAUCAUGACAAAUAUAAUGAGUUACAACCAUGAUAACGAUGAUGAUGAUGAUGAUGGGGAACAUGAUGAUGCUUUCUAAACAUAUUCAAAGUUGACCUUCCAUGUCACUGUCUCUUCCCCUCAGCACCUGCAGUAGGUCCCAGCUGUAGCAGUACAGUCACUGUGCAGUCUGACUGAGGGAGGUUUUUGUACGGCUCUGUAUCACUGUGUGAACACAUCUUUACCAUUGGGAUAGUGGAAACUCUGACAGUAGUAAUCUCCUGCAUCUUCAGCCUGGACUCCACUGAUGGUCAGAGUAAAGUCACUCCCAGAUCCACUGCCACUGAAUCUAGAUGGAGUCCCAGACUGAAGUGUUGUAGCAUAGUAAAUAAGGAGUUUAGGAGCUCCUCCAGAUUUCUGUUGGUACCAGGCUAAAAUGUUAUUGUUGUAAACAUUUCUGCUGGUUAUACAGUUCAGAGAGACUGUCUGUCCUGGGAGAACAGCUUUAACUGCAGGAGUCUGAGUCACAACGUACUGUCCACUGGAUUCUGAUAAAUUGACUGAAAAAAUGUCUGUGAAUGAAAUAGUAUAGUAAUUCAAAGUACUGAAUAGAAAUAUUAACUUUGAUAUACAUUUAAAUGGAGUAGAUCUAAUAAUAUUUUCAACAAUAAAUUCGGAAAAUUGUAACCUUGAAAGCAGAAAGCAAGUGUCCAGAUGAAGAUGGUGAUAAAAGUAAUGGUUGUUGUGGGUUCUGUUGUCAUGAAGGACAGCUCUCAGUCAUGAAGUCUUAAACUCACAGGGCUACAAUAUAAACACUCUCAGAGCAGCGGCGAAGAUGCAUUAUGCAAAUGAUGUUUCAAAUCUAUUUCAGUUUAGUAGGCUCCCAUCAUUAGAAUAUAUUUUGUCCUGCUUGAGCUGGCUUUUAUAAUAACAGUAAUUAUGUGGGUGCUUAUAUUUGUCUUUAUGUUUGUCAAAUAAAGUACAGAUACCCUACAAAAACUACUUAAGAAGUACUUUAAAGUAUUUUUACUGAAGUACUUUACACCCCUGCUUUGCUGAAGAUCUUACUGAAGCUGUACUUGAUGUAGUUACUUAGUUGAUGUGUUCUGUUUGUUCCAGGUAACAGUGUCCCCACCCUCACCGUCCUGUCCCCCUCUAGUGAGGAGCUGUCCAGUACAACAACAGCCACACUGACGUGUCUGGCCAACAAGGGCUUCCCCUCAGACUGGACCAUGAGCUGGAAAGUGGAUGGGAACAGCAAGAAGCAGGAGGCCAGUCCCAGGGUCCUGGAGAAGGACGGCCUGUACAGCUGGAGCAGCAUCCUGACUCUGACUGCCCAGGAGUGGACCAAGGCAGGAGAGGUGACCUGUGAAGCCCAGCAGAAAUCCCAGACUACAGUCACCAAGACCCUGAGGAGGGCUGACUGUUCUGGGUAGGACCCCUCAGUCACACACCCCUGUAGAGAGAGGCUGCUGGUUCCUCUGCUUCCUCUGAGAUCAGAUGUUCUCUGUCUUAUUGAUCACUGACAUGUAGACUAACAGAGGGCUUUGCUUGAGUUCAUGUGUCAAUCCUCUCUGUAGACUGAGGUUGUAUCAGUGUUAGAUUGGAUGUGUUCUGCUUUAUUACUAUUAGAUACUGUAGGAAUGUUUGCGUUGAUGCUUUGAAAAAUAGAUUAAAAUAAAGAUAUACUUUUGGAACAAAUAUUUUAGUUGUCUCUUUCAAUAAUUAGACUGUAGUCUUAAUUGUUGAAUGACAUAAAAAUAAAUAACUAAGCAAUGACAUUUAGGUCUGAUCGUUUUAAAAGAAACUGUGAAUCAGGCUCAUCAAACUGUAGUUCAUACUAACACAAGAUACUACAAUGUUAACAGAUUAACAGGAGAGGUCUAAAUACUACAAUGUUAACAGAUUAACAGGAGAGGUCUAGAUACUACAAUGUUAACAGAUUAAAAGGAGAUGUCAAGAUAAUACAAUGUUAACAGAUUAACAGGAGAGGUCUAGAUACUACAAUGUUAAGAGAUUAACAUUAGAGGUCUAGAUACUACAAUGUUAACAGAUUAACAGGAGAGAUCUAGAUACUACAAUGUUAACAGAUUAAAAGGAGAGGUCUAGAUACUACAAUGUUAAGAGAUUAAAAUUAGAGGUCUAGAUACUACAAUGUUAACAGAUUAACAGGAGAGGUCUAGAUACUACAAUGUUAACAGAUUAACAGGAGAUGUCUAGAUAUUACAAUGUUAACAGAUUAACAGGAGAGGUCUAGAUACUAUAAUGUUAAUAGAUUAACAGGAGAGGUCUAGAUACUACAAUGUUAACAGAUUAAAAGGAGAGGUCUAGAUACUACAAUGUUAAGAGAUUAACAUUAGAGGUCUAGAUACUACAAUGUUAACAGAUUAACAGGAGAGGUCUAGAUACUACAAUGUUAACAGAUUAAAAGGAGAGGUCUAGAUACUACAAUGUUAAGAGAUUAACAGGAGAGGUCUAGAUACUACAAUGUUAACAGAUUAAAAGGAGAGGUCUAGAUACUACAAUGUUAAGAGAUUAAAAUUAGAGGUCUAGAUACUACAAUGUUAACAGAUUAACAGGAGAGGUCUAGAUACUACAAUGUUAACAGAUUAACAGGAGAUGUCUAGAUAUUACAAUGUUAACAGAUUAACAGGAGAGGUCUAGAUACUAUAAUGUUAAUAGAUUAACAGGAGAGGUCUAGAUACUACAAUGUUAACAGAUUAAAAGGAGAGGUCUAGAUACUACAAUGUUAAGAGAUUAACAUUAGAGGUCUAGAUACUACAAUGUUAACAGAUUAACAGGAGAGGUCUAGAUACUACAAUGUUAACAGAUUAAAAGGAGAGGUCUAGAUACUACAAUGUUAAGAGAUUAAAAUUAGAGGUCUAGAUACUACAAUGUUAACAGAUUAACAGGAGAGGUCUAGAUACUACAAUGUUAACAUAUUAACAGGAGAUGUCUAGAUAUUACAAUGUUAACAGAUUAACAGGAGAGGUCUAGAUUCUACAAUGUCAACAGAUUAACAGGAGAGGUCUAGAUACUACAAUGUUAACAGAUUAACAGGAGAGGUCUAGAUAUUACAAUGUUAACAGAUUAACAGGAGAGGUCUAGAUACUACAAUGUUAACAGAUUAACAUGAGAGGUCUAUAUACUACAAUGUCAACAGAUUAAAAGGAGAGGUCUAGAUACUACAAUGUUAACAGAUUAAAAGGAGAGGUCUAGAUACUACAAUGUUAACAGAUUAACAGGAGAGGUCUAGAUACUACAAUGUUAACAGAUUAAAAGGAGAGGUCUAGAUACUACAAUGUUAAGAGAUUAACAUUAGAGGUCUUGAUACUACAAUGUUAACAGAUUAACAGGAGAGGUCUAGAUACUACAAUGUUAACAGAUUAAAAGGAGAGGUCUAGAUACUACAAUGUUAAGAGAUUAAAAUUUGAGGUCUAGAUACUACAAUGUUAGGAGAUUAAAAUUAGAGGUCUAGAUACUACAAUGUUAACAGAUUAACAGGAGAGGUCUAGAUUCUACAAUGUCAACAGAUUAACAGGAGAGGUCUAGAUACUACAAUGUUAACAGAUUAACAGGAGAGGUCUAGAUAUUACAAUGUUAACAGAAUAACAGGAGAGGUCUAGAUACUACAAUGUUAACAGAUUAACAGGAGAGUUCUAGAUUCUACAAUGUUAACAGGAUAUUUUUCACCUAGAACCAGCAACCUUUCGAUUACUGGCACAACGCUCUUAACCACUAAGCUACCUGCCGCCCCAUAGAGUAUUCUCUACCUCCAACCCCCUGGGAACAGAGUGAACAUCUUGUGACAGUGCUGCUCUAUUCUGGGACAAACAGAACCACCCAGCCCUGUUUAUGCAAAUCUCAGUUUCACUCCCACCGCUACCAGUGUAGCAGUUGAACAGUUUCACUGCCUGAAACACCCUGGACUGGGCCAGAUGUUAGGGAGUGAACUGGUUUUAACCUCUGUGGUGGAUUCAGGGAGGGAGACAUAACAGAUAUGCCAUCAUGUAAUUCAUGACAUAUAAUAUGUCUGUUUGAGCCCAUCAUCAUGUCACAUUCACAGGUCCAGCAUCAUGUCUCAUUCACAGAUGUAACAGUCAAUAACCUGCUCACCAAAAUAGUUAAUAUAAUGCAAGAUGAUCACAUCAAUAUUUGGUUGUGAGGUGCAUUAUGGGAAUUGUAUCUAGGGGGUUUGAUGCUGAUAUAACAUAACCUUCUUCUUCUUUACUUCUCUACAUCUUAUUUUGCAUAUUGGACUGGUAUUGUGGGUAUUUCAGAACUUCAAAUAACUUUUGGAGGUGCACUACAAUGAUGAUUGGGAACAUGUGAUCUGAAUACUUUCUAAACAUAUUCAAAGUUGACUUCACUAACCAGUGUUCCUUGUCACUGUCUCUUGUAUGACAGAACCUCAGGUUGUUUUAGUGGGUUAUAAUCAUGUUAAAUGAUCUUAGUAAAUAUGGUUGAAUUUUUGCUUGAAACGCACUACCUGACUGGGGGACCUUGCAGAGACUGGGAUAUUUAUUCUGAAAUCAAGUGAGACAAUAUUUCACAUAGAUGGAGUCCAUUCAACUUAUUGUCUGACAUGUUAAUAAAAGGUUAGUUUGCCAUAGCAACAGGGAAGGCAUAUUUAUGUGGUCUGACUGAACUAAAAUAUACGGAUCUAAAUAUAUCAGUGAUGCUGACUAUAAUGUCAACUUUUCCACGCUCGUGUUAAAUCAUUCCUGAACUGACAACACCCACAGGUCCAGUGUUCCAUGUCACUGUCUCUUCUCCCUCAGCACCUGCAGUAGGUCCCAGCUGUAGCAGUACAGUCACUGUGCAGUCUGACUGAGGGAGGUUUUUGUACGGCUCUGUAUCACUGUGUGAACACAUCUUUACUAUUGGGAUAGUGGAAACUCUGACAGUAGUAAUCUCCUGCAUCUUCAGCCUGGGCUGAUGUGUUUUGGUAUAGCAAAUGAGGAGUUUAGGAGCUCCUCCAAGUUUCUUUUUAUACCAGGCUACAAGCAGGAGGGGGACUACAAGCAGGAGGCUUGUGAAAUCUACAUCCUAAACUGACUCUGUCUCCAUGGUGGAAAGCUUUCAUUUCAGAAGUCUGAGUCACAGUGUAUUGUCCUCUGGAUUCUGAAACAUAGAAAAAUAAGUUAUAUGAAAUGUUAACAUUAUUCCUUUGUGUAAAUAUAUAUUGUAACCUUGAAAGCAGAAAACAGGUGUCCAGAUGAAGAUGGUGAUAAAAGUAAUGGUUGUUGUCAAAUCUCAUAUACCCAAAUACUUCUCUGCAGCUGCCACCACAACAUCCAUUCUCUGUGAUUUAUGUUCAAUUUCUGCGGUACAGUUGAUAACCAUUGCUCUGAAUGCUAAGAAGACAACCUUACUGAAGCAUAACUCACUUCUUGCCCUAUCCCUCUGUGCUAGCACAAAUCUACUACUCACUGGGAUCCUAUCAGGAUCCCUCACCCUUGACCCAUCCUCCUCCACUUCCUUCACUGCCUCAGCAUACGACACCCUCUGCACUACUCAGACUCUGGCCACUUCAACCUGCCUCUCUCGCACCGGACACUUCCGAUCUCCAGCAACAUGAGCACCCCUACAGUUGACACACACACACAACUUUAUCCACCGAAACUACACAAUCCUCUGUCCCAUGCCAUCCCGCACACUUCCCACAUCUUAGAAUCUCCCUCCUACACACUGCUGCAACAUGACCAAAAACAUUGCACCUGAAACAGCGCAGUGGAUUCUGCACAAAUGCUCUAACAGGAUAACUAAUAUAUCCUAACAUGACUUUGUUUGGCUCAAAACUCAAAAGGACUGACAAUGACUCACCACUCUCCCCACCGGACCUGUGUCGCACCAUACGGCGGGCGUCACAAACACCAGACAUUUUUAACUUCAAUCGCUACAUCCACACUUAAUGCUACCCCAGAAAUCCCCCCUUUCAAUGGUGCCCUGUUCCAAAGCAAGAAACAGAUCUUGACCCAAGUUACGUGACACGGAGCGCCCUCUCCCUCUCAUCCUGGUUAACUUCAUUGAUUUAACUACCUCCAACUCCUUUCUCACCCACCCUGAAACCACAAAUGGAUCUGCCAAAAGACAAGGGUCCACCUUCUCCAAAAUGUCACUACUAUUGGUCAAGAUUCUUCUUUAUCAUGUCUGACACCAUUCUUCUUCAACACACAUCUUCCCACUACACUCGGCUCUUCUCCUUCUUCCUUGCUGUCCACAAUCACAUCUGUCCGUUCACCACGCUCUUGUCGCACCUUCAUCAGCUACAUUGCUUGCAGAGCAUGCACUGAUGGCACUUCUCCAAAACCAACUUCUGUUCCUUAGCCCAUUUUACAAGUCUGACUAUCUCUGACCUCUCCAUGCUUCCUUCACCUCUCACAACCUUCAUUUGUAGAAGAGGUUUGUGUGAGCAGCAGCAUUGUCCAGCCAAUCAUGGUCUUAAUUGGUUAAAAAGCCUCAGCUGGGUUAAAUUAAAGAAUGGGAAGGUGCUGAAAAGGUGUGGCAGGAGAGACGUUUUGCCUUGACAGAACCACAGGACAUUUUAGGGGGUUAUAAUCAUGUUACAUAAUCUCAAUAAAUAUUGUUUAAUAUUUGCUUUAAUUUCACUACCUGACUGAGGGACCUUACAGAAGCUGGGUUAUUUAUUCUGAAAUGAUGUGAGACAUUACUAUUGCACAUAGAUGGAGUCCAUUCAACUUAUUGUGUGAUAUGUUACAAAAAAGUUUGUUUGCCAUAGCAACAGGGGAGGAAUAUGUAUGUAGUCUGGACCUAUGGGUGUUGUCACUUAAGGAAUGCUUUGACAUGAGAGGGGAUGAGUUGACAUAUUGUCAGCAUCACUGAUGUAUGUGUCUCCUGACGGGAGAGGUUGUGUUUUCUCUAGCAGGAGAGGUAAGCUUGGCUUCGUUUAUGGUGUUGAGUUAAGCUUAAACCAUGUAUUUAGUUUGUAGGUAGGUAUUGUAGUUUGGUAUUAUAGGUAGCUUACUCCGGUAGUUAUUGUAGGUUAUUAUUGUAGGUAAUUAUUGUAGGUAAGGAUUUUAUUCGGCGGAGCCCAGGCGAAGCAUGAGGCUAGCUUACCCACUACCUGGACCAACAAAGCUAGCUAGCUAGAGGGUAGCUACCGGUAACUUUUAGCAACUGUGGGUAACUUUUAGCAACUGUGGUUAGCUGUUUCCAAUGUUAUUUCACGCUUAAGAGUACCUGUAAUUGAGCCAGCUAGCUGCCACCUUCAGCUGUUUUUUCUAACCUCAUUAUCAUUAACGUUAGGUGGUCGGUAGCUGCUGUACCUAAUUUCGGCUACUGAUUGCAGUCUGCCAGUUUGGCUUUAUACAUAGCUUGGGCUUUGUCGACUAAGGCUUAAACUAUGUAUUUAGAUUGUAGUUAGGUACUAUAGGUAGGCAUCGUGGGCUGUAUAUUAUUAAGUAGUAUAGGUAGGCAUCGUGGGCUGUUGCGGGUAGCUGUUGUGUGUAAUUAUUGUAGGUUACUUUUGUAUUCGGCGGUGCCGGAUGUAGCACGAAGCUAGCUAACUAACUCACCUCCUGGAUUAGCUGGCGAGUAGCUAUUAGCAACGGUAGCAACUAAAAACAAUAUCCUUUUAGCCAGCUACAUUCGCUCACAGCGACGCCGUUUUUCAAACAAAGUCAACACAGUAGCCAUUGCUAGCUAGCCAACACUACCAGCAGGCUGUGGUAACUAAAUACAAUGUCUUUGUGCUAGCUACCCAACGUUUAAUCAUUGCUGCGUUAUGAAAGGUAAGCUUGGCUUCUUAUAUGGUGUUGAGUUAAGCUUAAACCAUGUAUUUAGAUUGUAGGUAGGUAUUGUAGUUUGGUAUUAUAGGUAGCUUACUCCGGUGGUUAUUGUAGGUUAUUACUGUAGGUAAUUAUUGUAGGUAAGGAUUUUAUUCGGCGGAGCCCAGGCGAAGCACGAGGCUAGCUUACCCACUACCUGGACCAACAAAGCUAGCUAGCUAGAGGGUAGCUACCGGAAACUUUUAGCAACUGUGGGUAACUUUUAGCAACUGUGCUUAGCUGUUUCCAAUGUUAUUUCAUGCUUGAGAGUACCUGUGAUUGAGCCAGCUAGCUGCUACCAUUCAGCUGUUUUUCUAACCUCAUCCGAGGCAUUAACGUUAGGUGGUUGGUAGCUGCUGUACUUAAUUACAGCUACUGAUAACAGUCUACUGUAGCUUACAACAAUUCUAAUUUCUAAAGUGGAAGUUGGGAGAGUUUUAUUCGGGUGGUUCAGUGAAACAACUAUAGUUUCUGAGGUGGAAGUUGGGAGAGUUAUAUAUUUAUUUAUUUUUUGGUGAGGGAGGCCUGCUCUCUCCUUUCCCUGAUGUUCAGUUCAUUUCAUCCCGAUCUCCUCUGCAUUAUUGUAGCCAUCUGUUGCAGCCUGUCAACUAUGCCUCUGCCUAUCCCUGUUCUCUCCUCUCCGCACAGGCUACACAAACGCCCCACAACGCGUGGCUGCUGCCUCUCUAACCUGGUGGUCCCUGCACGCACCCCACACCUGGAGUUCCAGGUCUCAGGCAGCCUCUGGAACUGCCGUUCUGCUGCCAACAAAGCUGACUUCAUCCCAGCCUAUGCUAAUCUCCAGUCCCUCGACUUCCUGGCACUGACGGAAACAUGGAUUACCACUGAAAACACUGCUACUCCUACUGCUCUCUCCUCAUCUGACCAUGUGUUCUCGCAUACCCCGAGAGCAUCUGGUCAGAGGGGUGGUGGCACAGGAAUCCUCAUCUCUCCCAAGUGGACAUUCUCAAUUUUUCCCCUAACCCAUCUGUCUAUCUCCUCAUUUGAAUUCCAUGCUGUCACAGUCACUAGCCCAUUUAAGCUUAAUAUCCUUGUCAUCUAUCGCCCUCCAGGUUCCCUUGGAGAGUUCAUCAAUGAGCUUGACGCCUUGAUAAGUUCCUUUCCUGAGGAUGGCUCACCCCUCACAGUUUUGGGGGAUUUCAACCUCCCUAUGUCCACAUUUGACUCAUUUCUCUCUGCCUCCUUCUUUCCACUUCUCUCCUCUUUUGACCUCACCCUCUCACCGUCCCCCCCUACUCACAAGGCAGGCAAUACGCUUGACCUCAUCUUUACUAGAUGCUGCUCUUCUACUAAUCUCACUGCAACUCCCCUCCAUGUCUCCGACCACUACUUUGUUUCCUUUUCUCUCUCGCUCUCCUCCCACACUACUCACUCUGCCCCUACACAGAUGGUAAUGCGCCGCCGCAACCUUCGCUCUCUCUCUCCCACUACUCUCUCCUCUUCCAACCUAUCAUCUCUUCCCUCUGCUCAAACCUUCUCCCUCCAAUCUCCUGAUUCUGCCUCCUCAACCCUCCUCUCCUCCCUUUCUGCAUCCUUUGACUCUCUGUGUCCCCUAUCCUCCCGGCCGGCUCGGUCCUCCCCUCCAGCUCCGUGGCUUGAUGACUCAUUGCGAGCUCACAGAACAGAGCUCCGGGCAGCGGAGCGGAAAUGGAAGAAAACUAAACUCCCUGCCGACCUGGCAUCUUUUCACUCCCUCCUCUCUACAUUUUCUUCAUCUGUUUCUGCUGCUAAGGCCACUUUCUACCACUCUAAAUUCCAAGCAUCUGCCUCUAACCCUAGGAAGCUCUUUGCCACAUUUUCCUCCCUCCUGAAUCCCCCCCCCCCGCCCCCCCCCUCCUCUCUCUCUGUGGAUGACUUCGUCAACCACUUUGAAAAGAAGGUUGACGACAUUCGAUCCUCGUUUGUUAAGUCUAAUGACACUGCUGGUCCUACUCACACUGCCCUACCCUAUGCUUUGACUUCUUUCUCCCCUCUCUCUCCAGAUAAAAUCCUGCGACUUGUGACUGCAGGCCGCCCAACAACCUGCCCGCUUGACCCCAUCCCCUCCUCUCUUCUCCAGACCAUCUCCGGUGACCUUCUCCCCUACCUCACCUCGCUGAUCAACUCAUCCUUGACCGCUGGCCAUGUCCCUUCCGUCUUCAAGAGAGCGAGAGUUGCUCCCCUUCUCAAGAAACCAACACUCGAUCCCACUGAUGUCAACAACUACAGACCAGUAUCCCUUCUUUCUUUUCUUUCCAAAACUAUUGAGCGUGCCGUCUUUAGCCAACUCUCUUGCUAUCUCUCUCAGAAUGACCUUCUUGAUCCAAACCAGUCAGGUUUCAGGACUGGUCAUUCAACUGAGACUGCUCUUCUCUGUGUCACGGAGGCUCUCCGCACUGCUAAAGCUAACUCUCUCUCCUCUGCUCUUGUCCUUCUAGACCUGUCUGCUGCCUUUGAUACUGUGAACCAUCAGAUCCUCCUCUCCACCCUCUCCGAGCUGGGCAUCUCCGGCGCGGCUCACUCCUGGAUUGCGUCCUACCUGACCGGUCGCUCCUACCAAGUGGCGUGGCGAGAAGCUGUCUCCGCACCACGUGCUCUUAACACUGGUGUCCCCCAGGGCUCAGUUCUAGGCCCUCUCCUUUUCUCCCUAUACACCAAGUCACUUGGCUCUGUCAUAUCCUCACACGGCCUCUCCUAUCAUUGCUACGCUGACGAUACACAACUAAUCUUCUCCUUUCCCCCUUCUGAUAACCAGGUGGCGAAUCGCAUCUCUGCAUGUCUGGCAGACAUAUCAGUAUGGAUGACGGAUCACCACCUCAAGCUGAACCCUGGCAAGACGGAGCUGCUCUUCCUCCCGGGGAAGGACUGCCCGUUCCAUGAUCUCGCCAUCACGGUUGACAACUCCGCUGUGUCCUCCUCCCAGAGUGCGAAGAGCCUAGGCGUGACCCUGGACAACACCCUGUCGUUCUCCGCCAACAUCAAGGCGGUGACCCGCUCCUGCAGGUUCAUGCUCUACAACAUUCGGAGAGUACGACCCUGCCUUACACAGGAAGCGGCACAGGUCCUAAUCCAGGCACUUGUCAUCUCCCGUCUGGACUACUGCAACUCGCUGUUGGCUGGCCUCCCUGCCUGUGCCAUUAAACCCCUACAACUCAUCCAGAAUGCCGCAGCCCGUCUGGUGUUCAACCUUCCCAAGUUCUCUCACGUCACCCCCCUCCUCCGCACACUCCACUGGCUUCCAGUUGAAGCUCGCAUCCGCUACAAGACCAUGGUGCUUGCCUAUGGAGCAGUGAGGGGAACGGCACCUCUGUACCUUCGGGCUCUGAUCAGUCCCUACACCCAAACGAGGGCAUUGCGUUCAUCCACCUCUGGCCUGCUGGCUCCCCUUCCUCUGCGGAAGCAUAGUUCCCGCUCAGCCCAGUCAAAACUGUUCGCUGCUCUGGCACCCCAAUGGUGGAACAAGCUCCCUCACGACGCCAGGACAGCGGAGUCACUCACCACCUUCCGGAGGCAUUUGAAACCCCACCUCUUUAAGGAAUACCUGGGAUAGGAUAAAGUAAUCCUUCUACCCCCCCCCCCCCCCCCCCCCCCCAAAAAUUGUAAAGUGGUUAUCCCACUGGCUAUAGGGUGAACGCACCAAUUGGUGAGUCGCUCUGGAUAAGAGCGUCUGCUAAAUGACGUAAAUGUGCCCUUGAGCAAGGCACUUAACCCUAAUUGCUCCUGUAAGUCGCUCUGGAUAAGAGCGUCUGCUAAAUGACUAAAAUGUAAUAAUGUAAAUGAUAUAUUUAGCUCAGUGUUUUAUAUUUCUGCAGGAUCGUCCAUGACGAUACCAGUGAUUUGGCCGCCUUCCGGAGAAGUCACUGUAGUGUCUAGAAGCCAUUGUAGGGGUCUAGAGAGUCCACACAUGGUGCUAGUGAAGGAAACAUGAGUGAUUUACAGCUGAAUGUUAGUAUAAUAGUGAAUAAUAUCAGUAGUGUUGUGUGCUAAAUGAACUAUUUUGAGAUUAAGUUGUGCAUGCCUUCUUACCUCUGAGUUGAAAUAAAUAUUGUUUUGACAGUGCUACUCUAAUCUGGGACAAGCAGAACCACCCAGCCCUGUCUAUAUAAAUCACAGUUUCACUCCCACAGCUACCAGUCUAGCAGUUGAACAGUUCCACUGCCUGAAAUACCCUGGACUGGGCCAGGUGUGAGGGAGUGGACUGGUUUGAACCUUUAUAGUGGAUUCAGAGAGGGACACACAAUAGAUAUGCCAUCAUGUAAUUAAUGACAUAUAAAAUUGAUAUUAUACUUUUUGAUAAUACUGUAUAGUGUAUGUCUCUACAUAAAUGUGUCUAAUGUUCGAGCCCAGCAUCAUGUCUCAUUCACAGAUGUAACAGUCAGUAACCUGAUCACCAAAACAGUUAAUAUAAUGCUAGAUGAUCACAUCAAUAUUUGGUUGUGAGGUACAUAUGGGGAUUUGAUUUAGGGAGGCUGAAGCUGAUGUAACACCACCUUUAUUUAUUUUUUACUUCUGUAUAUCUGACUCUGCAUAGGGACAGGUAUUGUGUGUUUUAAAAACUUCAUUUAACUUUUAUAAGUUGUAAGUUGACCUUACUGAUCAGUGUUCCAUGUCACUGUUUCUUCCCCCUCAGCACCUGCAGUAGGUCCCAGCUGUAGCAGUACAGUCACUGUGCAGUCUGACUGAGGGAGGUUUUUGUACGGCUCUGUAUCAUUGUGUGAACACAUCUUUACUAUUGGGAUAGUGGAAACUCUGACAGUAGUAAUCUCCUGCAUCUUCAGCCUGGACUCCACUGAUGGUCAGAGUGAAGUCACUCCAAGUUCCACUACCACUGAAUCUAGAUGGAGUCCCAGACUGAAGAGUUUUAGCCCAGUAUAUUAGGAGUUUAGGAGCUCCUCCAGGUUUCUGUUGAUACCAGGCUAGAUAGUUAUUAGAAUACACAUUACUGCUGGUUUUACAGUUCAGAGAGACUGUCUGUCCUGGGAGAACAGCUUUAACUGCAGGAGUCUGAGUCACAGUGUACUGUCCUCUAGAUUCUGAAAAAUAGAAUAAAAAGAAUCAUUGUACAUCACCAGGAAUGAAUAACACAUUCUUAACAACCUUCAGUUCACUCAAAUUGUUUACUUUUCAGGAUACAAACAUGGAACUUAAUUUUCUUUACCCUUGAAGCAGAAAGCAAGUGUCCAGAUGAAGAUGGUGGUAAAAGUCAUGGUUGUUGUGGAUUCUGUUGUCAUGAAGGACAGCUCUCAGUCAUGAAGUGUUAAACUCACAGGGAUAUAAACACUCUCAGACCACUGAAGCAUGUGCUGUCUAUGCAGAGCUUCAUCACUAUGCAAAUAGUAUUUUGGUCUUCUCCCCAUCCACCAUUAUUCAGUAAACUUAGACCACUAAGUAUCCAUCAGAUUAGACCUGAGAGUCCAUUACAAUCUGAUGAUCUUACUCCCACAAUUGUAACCUAAUAGUCAUAAUCCAUGAUAAUAUGUAAAUAAUUAAGUGAAUAAAAAGGGUAUGAAUAGAAUGAGUAUUAUUGUUUUAAAGGCUAUCACAUAUGAUCACUAUCAAUGUCGUUUAGCAAGACAAUACCAUAAUGAAUACUGGAGAAAAUAUAAAGAAAAAACACAUAUUAAUGUAACUAAAGAACAUAUAUAACUUUGUCUGUUGAUUAGUGUUCAUGGUAAUGAGGGCGGCAGGUAGCCUAGCGGUUAAGAGCGUUGGGCUGGUAACCAAAAAGUUGCUGGUUUGAAUCUCCGAGCAGACUAGGUGAAAUAAUAUUUUCAAUGUGCUCUUGAGCAAGGCAUUUAACCCUAAUUGCUCCAGGGUUGCCCUCUCUAAUUGGCAGAUCCAUGGCUGUGAGUACCAGAUGCAAAAAAACAAAUGUCCAAUUCACCUGUGUAUCAUACACACUUCUACAUGUGUGAAAUAAGACAAAUGCAAGCACCCAUCUAAUUAUUUAAUAUGAUAUAGUAAGAUAUUCAUAUCUAUGGAAAAGAGGAAUACCAGUCAGUUUCCACCCCCCCCCCCCCCCCCCCCCCCAAGUGAUCAUUGGUAAUUGGUCGCCCACCGCAGGGAGAGUACUGUGUGCUGUGGACUGAAUAUUGGACUACUGGACUAUUGGACUACUGGACUGACACUGAGAGAAGAGGGGUUCCACUAUGCAGGACUGCUACUCUGUUCCUGACUGAGUUCAGCUCCUUCCUGUCCUGUUUCUCUGACCAGACACACUGGGACUCUGUAG